Vicia faba (fava bean) is the source of this 2901-nucleotide messenger RNA. The record is from the annotation of a GenBank genome assembly. NCBI's taxonomy places the organism in Eukaryota, Viridiplantae, Streptophyta, Magnoliopsida, Fabales, Fabaceae.
AUGGCUUCAUCAUUGCAGGAGCUUCUUGCAAAGGAAGGUUUCAAAGGAAGUAGCAAAAGAGUGCUAAAGUCAAGAUCUUCUUUCCACCAUGGUGCUUCAAGUGAUCCACUUCAUUCCUUGGAAGAGAGACAAUGUGUAUCAUCGAGCGAACGAAUCAAAACACAGAAAACAAAGUCGAAAACAGCCUCAAGGUAUCAAAUCAGCAACACCAAUGAUAGUAAGAACACAAGAUCAAAGGAUAAUAGUAAUGUUUUUAUCCAAAACAAGAUAAGUCAUGAACGAUUAAAGAACGGUGAAACUGAGAAGAACGAGCCUCACGAUUCAUCAGAGAGUGAUAGUGGAUUCGAAGAUGUUUAUUCAAAUCAAGUGUCUAAUGCGAAAAGAGGCAAAGACAAGAAGGAAAAAAUCGUGGAAAAGCCGUUGAAGAGUUCAUAUAUGCUAAGACAGUUGAGUGGAAAUAGAAAGAGUGAGAAUCAAGCUACGAAUUCGCAAGAUUCUUCUACUCUUGCUAUUGAUGAAAUUGCUGUGAAAGCACUAGUUUCAAUUCUGAAUGGAUACAUAGAAAGUUUUCUAAAAGACGAAGAUUUUCGGUCCACAUUACGCCACAAUUGUUUCUCCUCCUUGAACUUGAUUCAUCUCGAGAAGGAAGAAAACAAGUCCGAGACCAAAGUGAUUACGAGUCUCGAGCAAGCUAUUGAGUGCGUAGAGAAAACGGCUGAGAAAGACGAAUCCAUAUCUGCAAUACAUCUGAAAAGAGCAACAAUGCAGCUUAGUAUUAUCACAGGUUUGAGUUUGAAUGAUCUCAAAUACGAUUUUACGUGCGGGAUUCCGAAUUUCAAGUUAUCAGCCUGUGCUCAUCUUUACCUCAGUGUGGCGCGGACGAUAUUGUUGCCUGAACUUUGGGAGCAUCUAUUUUCACCAAAUCUUUCUCAUUUGAAGAAAUGGUAUAAUAGCAAAGAAGGUGAAAUCGUUGCGGAUAUGCAAACCAAAGCGCGAAAGCUAAAGAUUCUUCAAAAAGUGUAUAACGAAAAUCUGGAUUCAGGAACUCGAGUUUUUGCUUUAUAUUACAAAGAUUGGCUCAGUGAAGGAGUCGAAACUCCAACUAUUCCUUCUAUUGGAAUUCCAUCACUAUCAAUUACGAGUCGACAGGCGAGCUCGUUCGGUCAUUCAUUUGAGCCAUUCUCGCCACAGGCGAUGGUAAGCAAGAAACUAUAUGAUUCGUUCUUUGGCGGAUAUGGGAAACCUGAAGUUUAUGAAGUUGAAGGAGAUGAUAAGGAUGAAGAUAGUUUUGAAAAUUGUGAGAGAGGCUCUUAUGGUUCAACCGUCGUUAAGAAAACGUUAAUAUACGAAUCCGAAACUGUUAAGUUUAUUGAUCAAAGUGCUGAAGAUUUACCUCCAAGUGUUCCAAUUCAUGACUUCAGAAAGAUGCAGCCGAAUACGAUAAGCUCUAAUCUUGAAGGAUCUUAUUUUCCAAGCAUUCCGCAGGAAUUUAUUUGUCCUUUGACACGAAAGAUCUUCGAGGAACCUGUCACCUUAGAGUCAGGCCAAACCUUCGAACGAAAAGCUAUCAAGGCAUGGUUUCAAAAGGGGAACCGAACAUGUCCCGUGACAGGAAAUUCUUUAGAAUGCGUGUUCAUGCCAUUUACCAACCUUAUUUUGAAGCGAUUGAUCGAUAACUGGAAGACAGAAGAUUUCGACCGUCUUCUUGAUUUCGCCUCUCAAACGGUGGAAAAUUCAAAGGAACUUCAGAUGAAAAAGCGCUACGAGGCUAUCGUUUUCAAGUUACAAAGUCUUUUCGCUUCCUUGAAAGAAGAGGAAAAAUCAACUUAUGCUAAGCAUAUAAUCUCUUUAGGAGUUUUUUCGUUUCUUUUCAAGAGGUUUGAACUUGGAAACAUCGAAGAAAAAUCACAUGUGCUCGAGAUUUUGUUAAAUUGUAUUCAAGCAGAUUCUAGUUGCGUAUAUAAGAUAGCAAGAAGCGUCGACAGAAAAAUUCUUCUCGAGCUUCUUCAUAGCAAGAUGGUUACUCCAACAACAAAUGCAAUAGUUUUCCUUACUGAACUUUUAUCGAUGAAGAGGAGAAAAGAUGUUACUUAUUUCCUAAGUGGCUUGGUGGGUGAAGAUGUAUAUAGUACAAUGCAUAUUGUGCUCAUGUAUCUCAAGAACUGUUCUCCAAUUCAAAAGCCUUUCGUUGCAGUUCUCUUAUUACACUUUGAUCUCCUGGUUGAGCCUCAAAAGUUAGGCAUAUACAUUGAAACGGCUGUGAAUGCCAUUGCAGAGACACUUGAUGCAAGCUUAAAUGACGAGAAGGUCCAAAACAAGUGUUGCAAAGCUCUUUUAAUCUUGUGUGGCCAUUUUUCUUCCACCGGAAAGAUAAUUACCGAUACCACCAUCUUAAAGCAAGCUGGUUAUAAAAAUGGUAGCUCGGAAUUGAAAUCUCCUAGCUAUGAUGAAGAGGAUCAACAGUUAGAUGUAACCAUUUCAUCAGAAGAUGAGGAAGAAGAAAGGAAAGAAGAGUUCAUGAUAAACAUGUUAGAAUCAUUGAUUGGUGAUGGAGAAAGUCCAUUUUUGAAAACCAUAUCUAGAUGUUUAGAAUCUAAACAUGUAGAUUUGGUGAGGACUUGUCUAAUAACUGUCACAUGGUUGAGUUCCUCACUUUCUAAACAAUAUAACGCCGGAUUGCAUCUUCCCGCCUUCUUAGCCGUCAUUUCUCAACUGAAAGGAAUCCUACAAAAUGGCGAACUCGACCUCAAAACUCUCGCAUCUAUGUCAUUGUUUAACUUCAGUAAAAUAUCAGAAUGCCGAACACUUUUGAAGAUUAUGGCACAAGAUAUUGCUCCGAUUCUUCAUGGACUAGUUGAUGUAAUAUGGACCGCAAAGAAAAUGCAUGCCAUUUUGAUGUAA